Messenger RNA from Cricetulus griseus (Chinese hamster), 1434 nucleotides. Lineage: Eukaryota; Metazoa; Chordata; Mammalia; Rodentia; Cricetidae. The record is from RefSeq and is a predicted model, not a curated record.
AUGGCUCAGAGGCUGAAGGAUUCUGUGACCUUUGAGGACGUGGCUGUAAAGUUCAGUGUGGAAGAGUGGGCACUGCUGAGUCCUUCUCAAAAGGACCUCUAUAGAGAUGUAAUGCAGGAGACGUUCAGGAACCUGGCUUCCAUAGGAAUGGAACAGGAAGACCAGAACUUUGAAAAUGACUACAGAAGCUCCCAGAGAAAUCCAAAUUCUCAAAUUGGAGAGAAGCUGUAUGUAUGUAAACAAUGUGGUAAAGACUUUCCUAAUCCUGCUUAUCUUAAAUGCCAUGAGAAGAUGCAUUGUGAAGAGAGACCAUAUGCUUGUAAGUACUGUGAGAAAACAUUUACUCGUUCUGGUUCCUUGAGAUGUCAUGAAAGGAUUCAUACUGGAGAGAAACCAUAUGCGUGUAAGCAAUGUGGGAAAGCCUUCACUACACCCACUUCCCUCCGAUGCCAUGAGAAGAUUCACACUGGAGAAAAACCUUAUGAAUGUAAGCAAUGUGGAAAAUCGUUCACGCUGUACAGAUAUUUGCAAAGACAUGAGCGAAUUCACAGUGGAAAGAAGCCCCAUGAAUGUAAACAAUGUGGUAAAGCUUUUUAUGCUCACAGCAUUCUUCGAUAUCAUGAAAGGAUCCACAGUGGAGAGAAACCCUAUGAUUGUAAGCACUGUGGGAAAGCCUUCACUCAUUCCAAUUAUUUGAGAUGCCAUGAAAGGAUUCAUAGUAAAGAAAAGCCCUAUGUGUGUAAACAAUGUGGAAAGGCCUUCACUACACAUAAUUCCCUUCAUCACCAUGAAAGAACUCACAUGGGAGAGAAACCCUAUGUAUGUAAGCAAUGUGGUAAAGCCUUCAGAACACAGAAUUCCCUUUAUCAUCAUGAAAGGACCCAUACUGGAGAGAAACCCUAUGGAUGUAAACAAUGUGGGAAAGCCUUCACAUUGUGCAGUUCUCUUCAGCGCCAUGAAAGAACUCACAAUGGAGAGAAACCUUAUGUGUGUAAGCCAUGUGGAAAAGCUUUUACUUUUUCUAGUUCCCUUCAACGUCAUGAAAGGAUUCACAGUGGAGAGAAACCCUAUGUAUGUAGGCACUGUGGGAAAGCCUUUCCUGCUUUGAAUCAAGUUCAGAGACAUGAGCAAACGCACAGUACAGUUAAACCCUUUGUAUGUAAUCAGUGUGGUAAAGCCUUUACUCUCCAUAGUUCCCUUCGGGACCAUGAGAGGGUCCAUAGUGGGGAGAAACCGUAUGUAUGCAAGCAAUGUGGUAAAGCCUUCACUUAUCACAGUUCCCUUUGGUACCAUGAAAAGAUUCACAGUGGAGAGAAACCUUAUAGAUGUAAGCAAUGUGAGAAAGCAUUCUUGCUGUGUAGUUCCUUGCAAAGACAUGAACGAAUUCACUCUGGAGUAAAACCCUGUCCAGAAGAGUGUGUAUCUGUGAGCUAG